GCAAAAGCUUCCAUUUUUUUUUCCAUGGUUGAGGGUCCAAACCCUAUUGACUCAUUGACCAACAUGCCCAUCCAUCUUUUUGCCUCGCAAAAUGUGCCCCCAAUGUGAAAUGUGGACGCCAUUGUUUGUCCCCAGUCAUUUGCUUAAUCUCAGCAGGGAGAUUCCGGUCAUUUUUCACAGUAGAAAAGGAAAGCUUUCUUCUUCUUCCUUCUACAAUCCAGUUGCAUCAAAAGGAGACAAAAGUAAAAGCAACCCAUUUGAUUUCAAGUACAAGCCAUUGCUUCUGGUAGAUUACUAGGCCUCAUUUUCUCAAAUGGGAGGAACCCUUCAACUUCAAGCUGCUGCAUUUCUCCUCUGCGUUUUAUUGUGCAGCAACAUUGCUGCUGCACGGGAUGUAGAAGAAUGGAAGACUGCCACUGCAACGUAUUCCAAAGAAACUGAUGGGUCUAUCAUUACUGAAGGUGCUUGUGGUUAUGGGGACCUUCACAGGAUCAGCUAUGGGAAGCACAGUGCUGGUCUGAGUGGAAUUUUGUUCAACAGAGGGAGCACCUGUGGGGCUUGUUAUGAGCUGAGAUGUGUUGAUCACAUCUUGUGGUGUCUGCAAGGGAGCCCCUCCGUUAUUCUCACUGCUACAGAUUUCUGUCCUCCGAAUUUCGGGCUCUCAGCAGACUAUGGUGGCUGGUGCAAUUUCCCCAAAGAACACUUUGAGAUGUCUGAGGCAGCAUUUGGUGAAAUUGCAAAGAAAAAAGCUGAUAUUGUGCCAGUUCAAUAUAGAAGGGUGAAGUGUGAGAGAAAUGGAGGGAUAAGAUUCAUGGUGGGUGGGAGUUCUCACUUCUACCAGGUCCUAAUCACCAAUGUAGGUUUAGAUGGGGAGGUUCUUGCUGUGAAAGUGAAGGGUUCAAGAACCGGGUGGAUACCGCUGGCCAGGAACUGGGGGCAGAACUGGCAAAGCAAUGUCAAUCUUAAAGGGCAGCCUCUUUCGUUCGAGGUAACUGUAAGUAGCGGAAGAACACUCACAUCUUACAAUGUUGCUCCAGCAAACUGGCAGUUUGGCCAGACAUUUGAAGGGAAACAGUUCUGAAACAGAACAUACAUUACCUCGUGGUCAUGUGUCUCUUUGUCACUUCAGUUUUUCUGCUAUCCUAUAUAAAGUUUAGGUUAGUAGUCAAAAGAAGAGGGAAAAUGGUAGGAGAAAGUUGAAAAAAUGGGAAUAUUAGGCCCCAGUUUUGUCUUUAGGGAUAUGAUGAUUAGAAAGUGUAGUACUUGAUGGAACAUGUAACUAUUUAAAAGUAAAGUUAUGCCCCUCGAUUCUUCGCUAUAAUCCGACUUUAAUGGUUAUAUUUGCUUUGUGUGUUAGUUGUUUUCAGAGAUGGUUUGCCAAUUAUCAUGUGAGAAUGCAGAGCAUUAGAAAGAGAAGGAAAAUAAGCAGUAAAAGUAAAACGAAAGAAAAUAUGAGAAGGGUUGAGAAAAUAUUAGAGACAACAGAGGAGUUUGGAGAAAAUUCUAUAUUCAAUCAAGUUUUUUGUAGACUGAUCUACACAAUGCUAACACUUACAGACAUUAGUAACAGCAGGCACUUCCGUCGCCUUAGCCAUGGUCUUCAAUACGCUUGAACGAUCUUCCAGUUCUCUAAUUCUCAGUUCGAGCAUCCGACUGUUGCACCCUUACUUUUAGUUUGUCUAGCACUUGCUCUGCUAGUGUUAUCAAAUCCGUCCAGCUAACCAAACUGUGCAACACAAGUCUUAUGUUCUUGCUCGGGAAAGUACUUUAAUUUGGGAAUACCCCGACAUAGGGAACUAAAGCAAUCACACCAUUUCUAGCAUGCAAACCAUUUACUAAGAAGUGUUAAUGCAAUCCAUUAUACCUACCGAUCACAAAGCUGAAAAGUAGGGAGAAAGAAUGAAUUCUGGAAU
This is a messenger RNA of Pyrus x bretschneideri (Chinese white pear), 1913 nucleotides long. RefSeq names its product expansin-A20-like. Gene Ontology annotation, biological process: plant-type cell wall organization. The record is from RefSeq and is a predicted model, not a curated record. Gene Ontology annotation, cellular component: extracellular region. Bases 314 to 1081 code for a protein of 255 amino acids. Lineage: Eukaryota; Viridiplantae; Streptophyta; Magnoliopsida; Rosales; Rosaceae. The transcript is spliced from 3 exons.